Molecule: messenger RNA, 771 nt
Organism: Nicotiana tabacum (common tobacco)
Lineage: Eukaryota; Viridiplantae; Streptophyta; Magnoliopsida; Solanales; Solanaceae
Source: RefSeq, a predicted model, not a curated record
AUGGCCCAGGAAAUGGAGUCUCUAAGGGAGGAGGUACAACAUAUCAGGGAACUAGCGCAUUUGGUCUUGAUAACACUUCCUCAACCACCUCGAUUCCCUUCUUUGGAUUCACUCCCUGACCACUUUCCUUCCACAGCAUGCCAAAACAACAACAACACCCCAACUUCAGCUCCUACCACUCAAUUCAUCCCUCCAAUAACCCUCGCAAACCCACCAAAUCUUCCCAGCCACACUCCUUACAUACGGAAGUAUGUUCAAACACCACAAAACCCUCAUAUUACUAAUAGUGCAACUCAUACCCCUCCUCGUGACGGAGUCACUUGUACUACUAACCAGCACAAACCUGUGACAUAUGCCACCACCCACGAGCGGUACGUUCCCCCUAUAUAUGUCAUUUAUGAACCUACAUUUACAACACCUAUCAUGGUCAAGAUGCCUUAUGAGAUUGACCAAUACACCGAGAUGGAGAGAGAAGCCAAGCGUAAGGAAGAAGAGUCAGUAUCUGAGCAGUUGCAAAUUUUGAGAAAACAAAUGAAAUGCCUCCAAGUUGCCCGAGGAAGUGAAAGUUUGGACUACGAGGAUAUGUGUAUUCAUCCGGAUGUAGAUAUGACAAUAGGGUAUAAACCCCCAAAGUUUGAUAUCUUCGAUAGGAUGGGUGAUCCUCAGGCACAUUUGAGGGCAUAUUGUGACAAGUUAGUCAGAGUGAGUAGGAACGAGAAGCUAAGGAUGAAGCUAUUGAUAAGAAGUUUGACGAGAGAAGCACUCACCUAG